GGCUGGGUGCCUUUGACCGGUGCAUGCCGGGAGGUAGUUUCCUUCUGUGAACUUCCAGGAAGAUUUUCCUCUCUCUUCUGUGAUUCACGACCUCCGCAGCCUGUCUUGGAGGACUGCAUCAGUAAUCGAAAAACCCAACCUUAGUGAUUCCUUUUUAUUACUAACGGUUUCCUUCCGUGGCAAGAAAUCUCCGGUCAGCUUUCCGUUUCCGGUUGGCUUUGUUGCCUUGGUAACUAGGACGCACAACCUCCGUGGCGGUUAUGGCGGGGCUGGGCAGUACUCAGAUCCCCGACGGGGAGUUCACCGCCGUCGUGUACCGGCUAAUCCGGGAUAACCGCUACGCCGAAGCGGUGCAGCUGCUGGGCGGAGAGCUCCAGCGGAGCCCGAGGAGCCGCGCCGGCCUGUCGCUGCUGGGCUACUGCUACUACCGCCUGCAGGAGUUCGCGCUGGCGGCCGAGUGCUAUGAGCAGCUGAGCCAGCUGCACCCGCAACUGGAGCAGUACCGCCUGUACCAGGCCCAGGCCCUGUACAAGGCCUGCCUUUAUCCAGAGGCCACCCGGGUCUCCUUCCUCCUCUUGGACAACCCCACCUACCACAGCCGGGUCCUCCAUCUGCAAGCUGCUAUCAAGUACAGCGAGGGCGAUCUGCCUGGGGCCAGGAGCCUGGUGGAGCAGCUACUGAGUGGGGAAGGGGGAGAAGACAGUGGGGGUGAGAAUGAGCCGGAUGGCCAGGUCAAUCUGGGAUGUUUGCUCUACAAGGAGGGACAGUAUGAAGCCGCGUGUUCCAAGUUCUUUGCAGCCCUGCAGGCCUCGGGCUACCGGCCUGACCUUUCCUACAACCUGGCUUUAGCCUAUUACAGCAACCGGCAGUAUGCCUCGGCUCUGAAGUACAUCGCGGACAUUAUUGAGCAUGGCAUCCGCCAGCACCCAGAGCUAGGUGUGGGCAUGACCACCGAAGGCAUUGAUGUUUGCAGUGUUGGCAACACUUUAGUCCUUCACCAGACUGCUGUAGUGGAAGCCUUCAACCUCAAGGCAGCCAUAGAAUACCAACUGAGAAACUAUGAGGUGGCCCAGGAAACCCUCACUGACAUGCCACCUAGGGCAGAGGAGGAGUUAGACCCUGUGACCCUGCACAACCAGGCGUUAAUGAACAUGGAUGCCAGGCCUACAGAAGGGUUUGAAAAGCUACAAUUUUUGCUCCAACAGAACCCCUUCCCCCCAGAGACCUUUGGCAACCUGUUGUUGCUCUACUGUAAGUAUGAGUAUUUUGACCUGGCAGCAGAUGUCCUGGCAGAGAAUGCUCAUUUGACUUAUAAGUUUCUCACACCCUAUCUCUAUGACUUCUUGGAUGCCAUGAUCACUUGUCAGACAGCUCCUGAAGAGGCAUUCAUUAAGCUUGAUGGACUAGCAGGGAUUCUGACGGAGCAGCUCCGGAGACUCACCAAAGAAGUGCAGGAAGCAAGACACAGUAGAGAUGAUGAAGCUGUCAAAAAGGCAGUGAAUGAAUAUGACGACAUCCUGGAGAAAUAUAUUCCUGUGUUGAUGGCCCAGGCGAAAAUCUACUGGAACCUUGAAAAUUACCCAAUGGUAGAAAAGAUCUUCCGCAAAUCUGUGGAAUUCUGUAAUGACCAUGAUGUGUGGAAGCUGAAUGUGGCCCAUGUUCUGUUCAUGCAGGAAAACAAAUACAAAGAAGCCAUCGGUUUUUAUGAGCCCAUAGUCAAGAAGCAUUAUAACAACAUCCUGAAUGUCAGUGCUAUUGUACUGGCUAACCUCUGUGUGUCAUAUAUUAUGACGAGUCAAAAUGAAGAAGCUGAGGAGUUGAUGAGGAAAAUUGAGAAGGAGGAAGAGCACCUCUCCUAUAAUGACCCAGAUAAGAAAAUCUACCAUCUCUGCAUUGUGAAUUUGGUGAUUGGGACACUUUACUGUGCCAAAGGAAAUUAUGACUUUGGCAUUUCUCGAGUUAUCAAAAGCUUAGAACCUUAUAAUAAAAAACUGGGAACUGACACCUGGUAUUAUGCCAAAAGAUGCUUCCUGUCCUUGUUAGAAAACAUGUCAAGACAUAUGACUGUGCUUUGUGACAGUGUUAUUCAAGAAUGUGUCCAGUUUCUAGAACACUGUGAGCUUUAUGGUAGGAACAUACCUGCCAUUAUUGAACAACCCCUGGAAGAAGAAAGAAUGCAUACUGGAAAGAAUACAGUCACCUAUGAAUCCAGACAGUUAAAAGCUUUGAUUUAUGAGAUUAUAGGAUGGAAUAUGUAGUCAUGUCUCAUUUUGGCUUUGGCUUUGUUAACUCUGUUUCACUCUUUAAAUCUUACUUAUCCUUGGCAUCUUUACAUUUGUUACAUGUUGAGCUUUGUACACUUAAAAUUAUAAUAACAAAUAUUGUUUGAGAAAGUUUCCCAUUUAAUUUAGAGCAUGGAGCAUACAGUAUGAGCUAAAUCAAUUUUGCAUUCUCUCUGCCAGUAACAGUCUCCAUGUCUUUCCCUCAAACAACAAUUGCCAGAAUGGCAUCUUUAUAUAAGCAGGUAACCCGAAAUCGCCAUUUAUAUUCUACUUUAUGCUGUAAAAAAGAGUGUGGCAUGAGACAAUGAACUGUUGGGAGUGGGUGUGUUUGCAUUCCUCUGGUGACUAAAUGAUUGCAGCCCAUGGCUGGACCAUUUCUCAACCAACAAAGACAGGUUCAGUGUGCCAUUUUAAGAUAGACUGUGCUGUCCAAUAAGACCAAUUCUGACCUUAACAGUAUGACUCCACUCCUUUUUUUCAGUCCUUUAACCUCUGGGUCUCAACAAAGUCAACUUUGGAUCCCGACCUAAGUUCUUUGUGAAGUACCAGUAUUAAAUGGAUGAUUUUUUUCUUGGUUCUUCUCAGGUUAUGAGGUUUGAUUUGUGACUUAAUUUUUCUUCCGUAACUUGGUUGAUUGGUUGGUCUUUAGUUUUAUAAUCAAUAGUUCCCUUCAUUUUCCAAUUUUGAUUUUCCAGAAUUGAUUGUGCCUUCUUGUGAAUACUGACAAGUAUGAAAGCUUUCUAAUAUGUUCAAUGUAGGGGAAAAUAAGCACUGAACUGACAACGAAAAGACUAAGGUAUGCAUUUCAGACCUUCCAGUCAAAUUUUAGGCCAUAAGAAAUUCAUUUACUCCUUGAGGUUUCAGUUAUUUGAACUACUAGGUGCU
Messenger RNA from Rhinolophus ferrumequinum (greater horseshoe bat), 3167 nucleotides. RefSeq names its product tetratricopeptide repeat protein 30A. The transcript has a single exon. Gene Ontology annotation, cellular component: intraciliary transport particle B; axonemal microtubule. NCBI's taxonomy places the organism in Eukaryota, Metazoa, Chordata, Mammalia, Chiroptera, Rhinolophidae. Gene Ontology annotation, biological process: intraciliary transport. Gene Ontology annotation, molecular function: protein binding; intraciliary transport particle B binding. Bases 261 to 2258 code for a protein of 665 amino acids. The record is from RefSeq and is a predicted model, not a curated record.